Nezara viridula (southern green stink bug) is the source of this 826-nucleotide messenger RNA. NCBI's taxonomy places the organism in Eukaryota, Metazoa, Arthropoda, Insecta, Hemiptera, Pentatomidae. The record is from the annotation of a GenBank genome assembly.
UCUCUUCCAAUGCUAACACUGAACGAACUACAUCAAGUUUUCUAUAUCAUAUUAUUAAAGAACUUGUUAUUAUCUCAUAACCAUAUGCUUUUCAUAAAGAAGUGAAACAUAUUUCAAAAUGAGAGGUGUUGUUGGCACCUCCAGAUCAGAUAUUUUCUUUUACUUCAGACAUUUAUUUUUUUAUUUUUUUUUUAGUAUAUGUUUGAAUUUGUAUUUACGAUUAUUAUUUUCCCAUUAUGUAUUUAUGAAUCAUUUAUCUUUUAAAUUAUCAGAACUUGUUCCUCCGCCUGGUUCAUUGUCUCCAUCACCAUCUGGAAAAUUAAAAGCAGAAGAGGAUAAUUUUGCAGCUACUGCUCCAAUAAUAUCUGGUGAGGAAUCUACUAUAGAAAUAAACAAAGAUAAAAUGGGGCUUGGGCUAAACAUCGUUGGUGGCUCAGACACUCCAAUGGGAGCAGUGGUUGUCAAUGAAAUAUAUCCUGAUGGAGCUGCAUUUAAAGAUAGAAGAUUGAAACCAGGAGAUCAGAUAUUAGAAAUAAAUAAUGAGGACUUUAGAAAUAUCACAAACAAUAAAGCACUUUCCGUUCUCAGACAAACCCCAAGCAAGGUCAGAAUGGUUGUUUAUAGAGAAGACGUUCCAGAAGGAAAAGAAGGUAUUGCAAAUUUAGACAUUAUUGAAGUAGAACUAACUAAAAAAUCAGGAAAAGGUUUAGGUUUAAGCAUAGUUGGAAGAAAAGUUGGUGCUGGUAUAUUCGUUUCAGACUUUGUGAGUAGAAGACUUGUGUUACCAAAUCUACAAAACAACCAGUCCCCCCACCACUGGUGUUAG